AGGGGACUGUCACCUGACAGGGGAGUUUGUAGCCGAAUGGAGUGUUUUUUCUUGAUGUGGCAUUCAUUUCAAGUGAAAAAAAAAAAUACAAAACAAAAGCACGUUUUGUUUCCUUGCAAAAGUAAAUAAAACAAGUGAACAGGGUGCAGUGCAGUGGCUGAACUGAGGAAUGUCGUCGAAAGGCAAGAAGCGAGUGGUUCUGCUGACCCGCCCUGAGCCGCCCAGCAUGGAUCACAUCCUGGAGGACAUCGCCAAGGCCUCCCCCAACGACCCCGUCUUUAUCACGCUCCAAGAGACCAGCGAAGAUCUGCCUGGCUCUGUGCGAGGGGGCGGUGUGGAGGCUGAGCUGGAGGGGCGGUACCAGCAGUGCCGGAGGUACUACCAGCUGAACGAGGAGCUGCAGGGCACACGCAGCGAGCUGGCGGCCAGGAGAGAGGCACUCCGCCGGGCCGGAGAGCAGCUGGAGCAGAGCGCGGCAGAGAUCAAGAGCAGGGCGCUGUGAGACCCCAGCCAGAAGACACUUCACAAAGUUGGGCAACCUGUUCAAGCUGAGCCAGGGGCGCCAGAGCUAAGGGCAGGGGCUGGAGAGUGUGCUCCCUAGUGGGCAGUUUCGUACUUGAGCAACAUUCAUCUCAGAUUCUGAGAACAUUGAGGGUGUAACAACCAAGGCCUUUUACAUUCAGUAAAUAGUUUCAGCAAUACUAAAAGAAACAUAAUAAAUCCAGCAACAAAUGUUUGUCAUGUGAUUUGAUUCAUUUUCUUGAAGACUUUGAAAAGGCUUCUAUUCGAAACAUUUUUCAUUUAAUUUAUGAAGUGUUUUAUAGGUAUGGAUGGAGUAAACAUUGCACAGGAAGUGAAUCUGUAGUGUGGUGGCAGGAUACAUUCAACGUGGAAAGUCUGGAUCUACUAUGGGGAGAAGUGCAUUGAUAUGAGGUUUAAAAAUGUUUACUUAUUAGAUGACAAUGGGCAUUCAACUAAACUUCAGAACUGUGUAAGAGGGGUUGAAUUCUCUUGUUAUCUUAUUGAGUGUCUCCGAGUAACUUUUUUGUUGUUUCGGACACACAGCCUGCAGCUUUGGGAUAACAUGAUGCUGCUUAUUGCUAGAAGUGCAAUAAGCAACCAGUCUCCUAAUUGAAUGUUGCACAAGUAAUAAUCAAUGCAUUCCUAUUGAAAAUGUGUAGAGCCUUAACAAAAGCCUUCCGAAAACAAGCCUGUGCAUGUUAUUGUACAUUAUUAUAUAUGAACUGAGGCUGCAGCAAUGGAAGUAAGACUCCUAUUGCAUAACAGUUUCACCCAUUCCAGGUUUAAAUACAAGCUUGAUUAACCCCAGAGUAUAGUUAACAAGCUCCUGUGUGUGUUAUUAAACUCAUAGUAAAACCAAGAAUGGAUCAAACUGCUGUGCAGUGGGAGUCCUAUUCCCUGAUGCUGACAAAGUAAAAGCCACUGUGAUCAGUAAUUGUUGCAUUUCUACUCAUUGUAAGUCUAGUUCAUUCUAACAAUAAACUAUUUGCUUAUU
This is a messenger RNA of Polyodon spathula (Mississippi paddlefish), 1516 nucleotides long. RefSeq names its product UPF0449 protein C19orf25 homolog. The coding region runs from base 170 to 502 and encodes 110 amino acids. The transcript is spliced from 3 exons. NCBI's taxonomy places the organism in Eukaryota, Metazoa, Chordata, Actinopteri, Acipenseriformes, Polyodontidae. The record is from RefSeq and is a predicted model, not a curated record.